Rotaria sordida is the source of this 896-nucleotide messenger RNA. Lineage: Eukaryota; Metazoa; Rotifera; Eurotatoria; Philodinida; Philodinidae. The record is from the annotation of a GenBank genome assembly.
AUGGUACAAACCCAGAUCAAUUAGAAUUUCCUGCAGGUUUAUUUAUCGAACCUAAAACACAAAUUUUAUAUGUUGCUGAUGUCUCCGGUAAUCGAGUACAAAAACGUUAUCCAAAUGGUGAAAUCAAAACAGCUGCUGGCCAGGCUAAUGGUACCGGUGGAUCAACAUCAGACAAAUUAGAUGGUCCAAAAGAUAUUUUUGCAGAUGAAAAUGAAAAUAUCUUUAUUGCUGAUUGGAGUAAUCAGAGGAUUCAAUAUUGGGAUAAAGAUGCCAAACGGGGGAAAAUAGUGGCUGGGAACGGCAUUAGAGGUUCAGCAUUAAAUGAAUUUAGUUAUCCAAGUAGCGUUGUGCUCGAUUCAAAGAAAAAUAUAUUUGUUGCCGAUUUGCAAAAUCAACGUGUAACAAGUUGGUCAUCCACAUAUGAUCCAAGAACAUCUAUUGGUACAAUUGUAGCAGGUGGUAAUGGUAAAGGUCUCAAUCCAAAUCAAUUAAAUAAUCCAACUGGUAUAUAUUUAGAUGAACCAAAUAAUACCUUAUAUAUAUCAAACGAAGAAUCUCAUUCAGUAACACAAUGGCAAAUGAAUGCUUAUGGAAAUAAAAAUAUUUAUGCAGGAAUUCCUGGCAGACCUGGUAAUAGUGCAGUUCAAUUAAACAGUCCUCAAGGUCUAAUUCUUGAUAAAUAUGGUAAUUUAUAUGUCACCGAUUGUGAAAAUAACAGAAUACAAAUGUUCUGUCCGGGUUCUGUUUAUGGUAUAACAAUUGCAGGAACGGGUCACAUGGGUAAUGGUAGUAAUGAAUUAUAUCUUCCUCGUGAUGUGGCAUUUGAUUCAGAAAUGAAUUUAUAUGUUACAGAUACAUAUAAUUAUCGUAUACAAAAGUUUCAAAGAAUACAAUAA